AUGGCGAGGGAGGUGAACGACCAGGGACGGGGGUCCAGCCAUGUCGUCCUCGACAUGGAGAUGGCAUCCCCCCCCCUGAUACCAGAUCUUCCUCCUAUCGGCGAUGGUAGGGCGUCCUGUCAUGCGGAUCCUCUGGUGAAUCUGAUCAGGUCGAAACUCCCGAAACGGAACGCAGGCGGCGGCCGGAACCCUUCUAUCUGCUGGGUUCAUCCCGACAUGAGGAAGGUAGAGGAGGAAGCCUACGAGCCCAAGCUGGUCUCCAUCGGCCCGCUCCACCGCAAGAAGGACAGACUGCUCCCCAUGGAACAGGUCAAACUGGAGUAUCUGAGCGGCCUCCUAGAUCGACACAACGAGAACCGCCUCGAGAAUUACAUCGCCGUAAUCCGCAGCUGCUUGCUCGACGCCAGGGCGCAGUACCCGGAGAAGAUCGAGCUCUCCGACGACGAAUUCGUGGAGAUGCUCGUGGUCGACGGUUGCUUCAUCAUCGAGUACUUGGCCAAGCGUAUCUUCGCCACCACGAAGGAGACGGCCCUCCUCGCCAGCGUCAGAUGGGGAUUCGCUCACCUGCGGAGGGACCUGCUGCUGCUGGAGAACCAGAUCCCUUUCUUCGUUCUAACCGGGCUAUUCCGGGAGACCAAGAUCCCCUUCACCGGCAAUCGAAAGGAACCUCUGAAUCUUAUAGAAUUGGUCCUCCGAUUCCUCAGAAUUGAGAAGCCGCCGAAGGUAAACCUAGAACCGGGCAAGGUGCUCCAUCUUCUCCACAUCUAUCAUCUGUGCCUGGAUCCAGAAUGCGUGGAGGAGCCCCACCAGCGCUCUUGCGGCGAGCUGGCGAUGUACCCACUGAAGAAAUCAAAAGAUCUGAUCUCCAUGUUUUUCUUCGCCUUCCUCUAUCUGAUUUUCAUUCGACACUGGCCCCCCUUCUUCGGUCCCACCAAGAAAUUGAAGGCGCCGAGAGAGAUUCCAUGCGCGACGGAGCUUCGCGCGGCGGGGAUCAAAUUCAAUAAGAAGGUAGCCCCACGAGGUCAGACCGCCUGCUACCUGAAGGUUUCGUUCAGAGACGGGAUACUGGAGAUCCCGUUCCUGUCUGUGGAUGGGACCACCGGCGCCCGUCUGCGGAACCUCAUGGCCCUGGAGCAGUGCUGCGGGAAAGUUGGAAAUCACUUCACCAGCUACUGCGUCUUCAUGGACAACAUCAUCAACACCGCCGGCGACGUUGCUAUCCUACGGAGCCGCGGCAUCCUGGAGAGCAAGCUCGGAAGCGACGCCGAGGUCGCCAACCUGUUCAAUAAUCUCUGCAGGGGCACCCAUCUCAAGUAUGAUAAGCACUACAACAAAGAAAUCUUCGAGAAAGUGGUGACCUUCUCCGAAUUCGCCCACCACAAAUGGCGGGCGAGCCUGGUGCACAACUACUUCAGCAACCCAUGGGCUAUGUUCUCCGUGUUGGCUGGUUUUCUCCUAAUCGCUUUGGCUGGUAUUCAAGCGUACUUCACAGUCUUCCCGAGAAAGUAG
Spirodela intermedia is the source of this 1509-nucleotide messenger RNA. The record is from the annotation of a GenBank genome assembly. Lineage: Eukaryota; Viridiplantae; Streptophyta; Magnoliopsida; Alismatales; Araceae.